AUGAAGUUAGAUCAGAAAACAAUUGCAUAAGACUAUUUAUGUUAAUUUGUUAAUGUUUUGUAAUAUUUUUCUAUACAUGCUAUUUUAAAAUAUUCAAUGUUAUCAGUACUUGCUCUUCAUCAUAAAUACAACUUUGUAUUUGUAAAUUAAGUGAUUUUAAUUAUGUUUGAAAUAUCAACAUUUAAUGUGGAUAAACUUAUACAUACAUUUAUUCAAAAUUUUGGUUUAAAAAUCAAAUCUUCUGCUUACAACAGUUCCAACAAAGUUGCUUUUGUAUCUUAUGUAGACAGAACAUGUAAAAUCAAGCAACAGUUAUCUUGUUCAAUAGCAAAAAUUAAUGAGAUUAAUAUGCAACAACAGUGGGAUUUUACUAAUGAAAAAGAUAUACAACACUUUAUAGAGAGACAUACUAAUUUAUUUGAUAAAAUGAUUUCCUUGAGAAAUACAGGUAUAUUAACAUUUCCUUUGAAAAAUAUCAACACUAAAAUUCUUCAGAAAGUUAGAAAAAAGAGAAAAGAUCAUGAAAAUAUGAAGAAAAAUGAAACUAAAAUAAAGAAGAAGAGGAGUUUAUUGUCUCCUCUGUUGCACAAAGAUAAAUGUCCUAAUUUUUUUAAGUAUAAAAGAAACAAAUAUAAAAAAAUUACAGUGUGUGCAAAUUCAAACAUACUUGGUAAUGAUAUAAUUACACAUAAAGAUAUGAAUAUUUUUAAAACCGAUAAUGAUAAUCAGAAAGAUUUUUUAAAUCACAAUUUAUCAGAUAGUAUGAUGAACAUUACAAAACGAAAAAUAGAAACAGCCAAAAAAUUGUUAUGGUUGCAUACCAAAGAUAAAAAAUAUAUAAAAAGAAAUAUAGAAAUUACUCUUCAUAUAUCAAAGAAAUCAAAUUAUAGUAGUAUGCAAAAUCAAAUGAAAUAUAGUCAAGUUCUAUGCCAUCAUGCAAUUUUAUGUCUGAUCGAGCCCAGCAAAAGAGCAGUUGUUUUAUUUGAAGAUGAUCUAUCAACUGUCAUUCAAAAAUAUUUAUUACAUGGGUAUAAUUAUAAUUUUGAAUCUCAAAGAGAUUCAGAAGACUGCUACAUUGCCCUACUUGUUUUGAGUCAAUGGGCUAAAGUUUUAGUUAAUGAUAUGAACACAAUUAUGAUGCAAACAAUUUGUGGUAUAUUGGGAUGUGAUGUACAAAAGAUAUUAGUUUUAUAUAAUCCAGAAGAAAAAUGAUCAUAAAUAUCAUUUGAUUAAAAUGCAAUGUAAAGUAAUAAAAUGGUGAACGAAGAACCGGUGGAGUUUAGUAAGAAGUCUCAACCGAUUUUUAAAAAUCCAGUUUUUCAACAAAAAUUUCG
This is a messenger RNA of Osmia bicornis bicornis, 1334 nucleotides long. Its product is annotated as INO80 complex subunit C. The record is from RefSeq and is a predicted model, not a curated record. Gene Ontology annotation, cellular component: Ino80 complex. Gene Ontology annotation, biological process: chromatin remodeling. The transcript has 4 exons. Bases 163 to 1212 code for a protein of 349 amino acids. NCBI's taxonomy places the organism in Eukaryota, Metazoa, Arthropoda, Insecta, Hymenoptera, Megachilidae.